AUGCCUUUCGGCGAAUUCCUGGCUGCAGGCGACCAUGAGGUGGGGGUCCUCAUCGAGCUGCAGGUGAUUUUCCUCACACUCGCCAGCCAACACUGCCAUUUCACAUUCCGCGGCGCGGCUGCAAACACAUGUGAUCUUGGAAACCUAGCCAUGGCUCCGUACGAUUACGAGCUGCCGUUUGGAGUAUGA
Diaporthe citri is the source of this 189-nucleotide messenger RNA. RefSeq lists its product as uncharacterized. Bases 1 to 189 code for a protein of 62 amino acids. NCBI's taxonomy places the organism in Eukaryota, Fungi, Ascomycota, Sordariomycetes, Diaporthales, Diaporthaceae. The record is from RefSeq and is a predicted model, not a curated record. The transcript is spliced from 2 exons.